Messenger RNA from Candidozyma duobushaemuli, 921 nucleotides. RefSeq lists its product as uncharacterized. The record is from RefSeq and is a predicted model, not a curated record. The transcript has a single exon. Lineage: Eukaryota; Fungi; Ascomycota; Pichiomycetes; Serinales; Metschnikowiaceae. The coding region runs from base 1 to 921 and encodes 306 amino acids.
AUGGAAGAUAGGGAAAAAGAUUUCCCCGAUAACAAGAAUAACCAGGAGCAUGAGUUACACUCCCACGAGCCAGAGGUCGAUCCAGAUGUCGAUCUUAAGACACUCGCAAAGAUGCUAUUUCUAUCGCUAUUCGUGUUACAGGCUAUGCUUCUCCUGGCUCCAAUAUACUUGCUGGAGGUGGAAAAUUAUCCUGACUUCAUGAACUUCUUUAUUCCUUUCCUAGUUCCACUCUUCAAUUCCGCUUCGCAGGGCGGCUAUUACCUUGGAUUCAAGCCCACCAUGAUCUUUGGAUUUAGCUGUAUGGCAUUGUGGUCCAUAUUGGCCUGGGUUUGCGAGCUAGUUGAUCUGACAUUUUUGCGCAAAUGGACCAUAGUCACAGUCUGGUUGUGGCUGUUCGUUUUCAUAGGGGCUAUCCACAUGACGUUUUACUAUUUCAAGAAGUUGGGGGUGAAGAAGUUGAUAGCCAUCUGUGUUUUGGGCGCAAUCUUCUCCUUUUACUCCAACAUUUUUAUUUUCAAAAACAGCAGCUACAAUGUGUUAUUGACUGUGUACUUUGUGUACUGCCUUCUGAUGGCGGGUUUGUUCUAUUUGAAAGUUCCUAACACACCUCGUUUGAGUGGAGAAACCAGGUAUACGACAAUGUGGCCACGGAUUGCUGGUUUUGUUCUUAACAUUCUCCUCAGUUUCACUAUGCUCAAUGUUCUUGCCCUCUCGAGCUUGAAUGUUGCUGUUAUGGCAUUUGUGGUUUAUCUAGGUUUGAUCUUUUAUCCCAUUUUAGGCUUGAUUGAUUUUGGACAUACGAAAUGGUUCAGGUCUGACAUCAUUGAAAGAGGACGCAGAGUUACCAGAGAGGUUCAUGAGAUUUAUUUCCCGUUUCUCGCCCACAGUGGGGUGUGGAAAGAUUGGGUGCAACACUCAUAA